AUGCCAAUUGGGCAACCACAAUUACGCUCAACUGGGCAAGUCCGAGCUUCCCUAACUACCUACUUCCUUCCAAAGCUCCACGUGACCGCCCUCGCCGCUUCCCAACUUCGCAAGCCAGACAGCAAUUGUCGGCGCCGGUUUGCUCCCACAUGUUCUGUGCGACCCGAGUCCGCUAACAAGGAGCAAUUGCGGUGCAACGCGAUCGGCCUGCUUACGCCAGAGCCCUACGUCGAAGAGAGGAACACUUUUCUCGAGGAUGUUCAAGACACUGUACUUAGGGCCCCAGAGGCAGCGUCGAAAUGGAUUAAAUCCAAGAUCUCGCCUCGAGUUCGCGGCCUCGCGCUGCUCAAUUUGCUCACCUUCCUAUACGGAUCCAACCUCUCUGUGAUCAAGGAGGGGCAACUAGCACUGGACGCGUUCAGCUUCUCCAUCGGCCGCUUCGCCAUCGCAGCGCUCGCCUUCGCGCCAUUCCUCCGCAAAGCUCUCGACAAGCCCGAAGUGCGGCGCGCGGGUCUGGAGCUGGGCGUGUGGGCCAGCGCGGGUUACGUCGCGCAAGCCGUCGGCCUGCAGACCACGGAGGCGGGGCGAGCCGCUUUCAUCGGCACGUUCACGGUCAUCGAGGUGCCGCUGAUUGCGGGCCUUGUGUUCGGCGCCAAAAUUCCCUACAUCACCUGGGCCUCCGCCGCUGCUGCUGUCGUUGGAGUAGCGUUGCUGGAAACCGGCGCAUCGGACUCGUCCCUUCUCGGCGAGAUCUGGACCAUCGCGAGCGCGCUGCUGUUCGGCAUCCACAUGCUGCGCUCCGAGCACCACACGCGCCACGUGGAGCCCACAGACGCCAUCCCGCUCAUCUCCCUGCAGCUCUCCGUGACCGCCGUGCUCUCCAUCGCCUGGAUGCUGUUCCUCAACUCUAGCGGCGUGCCUAUUCCCGGGCUUAACUCGCUGCUGGCGUGCGACUGGAGCGCCAUUCAGGCAUGGCCGUGGUGGCAGAUGGCGUAUACUGGCGUGCUAUCCACCGCUUUCUGCCUCUGGGUCGAGGUCGUUGCGCUCAGAGACGUCACCGCUGCCGAGGCCGCCAUGGUUUACACGCUCGAGCCGCUCUGGGGCGCCGCGUUCGCGUGGGUGCUGCUGAAUGAGCGGUGGGGUCCGGUUGGCUGGGUCGGAGCCUCCUUGAUUCUGGCUGGCAGUUUGACGAUGCAGUUGUUCGGAAAGAUGGAGGAGCCGGAGAAGGAGGGCGACGACGGGUCGCCGGUUCCGCUGGUGUCAGCGCUGGGAGUGGCGGCCACCAUGGCUCUGCUCAUGGCGCUCACGGCUGACGUGGACGAAGCUGUUGCCUCGCAGAUGCUGCUGCCAGAGGGGCGGAUGGGAGGGGAGGAGAAUCCAGUAGAGAUGGUGCUAGAGGCCAAGCAAGUGCUGUAG
Messenger RNA from Closterium sp. NIES-65, 1416 nucleotides. The record is from the annotation of a GenBank genome assembly. NCBI's taxonomy places the organism in Eukaryota, Viridiplantae, Streptophyta, Zygnematophyceae, Desmidiales, Closteriaceae.